Hyphopichia burtonii NRRL Y-1933 is the source of this 450-nucleotide messenger RNA. RefSeq lists its product as uncharacterized. Bases 1 to 450 code for a protein of 149 amino acids. Lineage: Eukaryota; Fungi; Ascomycota; Pichiomycetes; Serinales; Debaryomycetaceae. The record is from RefSeq and is a predicted model, not a curated record. The transcript has a single exon.
AUGGCAACAACAUUUAUGGCUAUUAGUGUCAAAGUUCUAGCAUAUGUAGCAAGACCCUCUAAACCUCCAUAUUCCAUCGAAUAUAGCAAUAAUAUUCCAUAUUAUCAUAUUGACUUAGAAAACAGGGCAUUCUCGAGAAGGGAUGACAAGGUGUCUAACCGUUCUACUUUUAAGUUGAAUAGAGAUUUGCUUUCCAUACCAUGGAAUUCAGCAUAUUUGACAAACCAGUUAGUAUUAACACUAGGAGGCAAGGAUGUUCCUGCUCAUGUUGCCAGAUAUUCUAGAGGCACUGGUAUGGAGUUAGAAUUAUUGUUGCCGGGGAAUCUUACUGAUACUGCGUUAGCCACUAGGGAAAUAGAUAGGUAUUACACCACUAGUGAAUCAAUGAAUUUGGAAUGUGUGUGGGGAGCUAGUUCUAGAGGGAUUACCCCUGUUCGCUGCUCAGUAUGA